UUUUCUUUUUUCUGUAGCAUUUUCAAGAACCGUUUUUAUCUCUGUUUUACAACCUUUCCUUUAUAUUGAAUACAUAUCUCUGCCAUGGCGAGCUUAUUAGAGUCGAGAAGGCAAGCAUGGGAUGUCAUAUUCAAUGACGCCAACUUGUCUGCGGCAUCGUUGAGACAACGAGGGAUAACCGGCAAUGUGUGUCAGCAAGGGUUGCGUUCAGUGUGCUGGAAGAUAUUUCUCGACUAUUUACCCACCUUGGAAGUAUCGACGUGGCCAGCCCUGAAAAGCAAAGAGCGUCAACGCUACAGCGAUUUGCGGCAUCAAUAUAUUGACGAACCGACCAAGAAAAUGAUGAACGCCGAAGCCGACGGCGAUCUCACGGAUAAUAACCCACUGGCUUUAAACGAAAGUAACCCAUGGCAACAGUACUUUGAAGAUUCCGAGAUUCGCAAAGUGAUUCGACAGGAUGUCGAACGAACGUUUCCGGAUGUUGAAUUCUUUCGUGCCGACGAUGUGCAGGAACAAAUGACGGAUAUUCUCUUCGUUUAUUGCAAAAUGAAUCAGGAUGUGUCUUAUCGCCAAGGCAUGCAUGAGUUAUUGGCCCCGUUUUACUGGACCGUCGCCACCGACAGUUUGCGCGGUCUGUCAGAAGAGUCGCCAGUUGUGGGUCCGACAAGCCCAGCCACCAAACUCAUGAUGCAAGUUCUUGAUGGAUCUUAUGUGGAACACGAUGCCUUCAUCCUCUUUGAAAAAUUAAUGACCUAUGCAAAGCCAUGGUACGAGUUCAACGACAGUGCCCCUGUAUCGCGAAACCAAAACAAGAAAACAAGACCAGUGAGUCUUGGUGACCAUAUACCCAAGAAAAGUGAGACGACACGUAUGAAUCCCAUGGUGUUAGCUUGCCAUCGUAUACAUCACGAAUACCUUCGCACCAUUGACCCACCUUUGUAUAAGCAUCUCGAAUCUCUAAACAUUGAACCGCAGCUCUACGGCAUCCGAUGGCUUCGUCUUUUAUUCGGUCGGGAAUUCGAAUUUAAAAAGUUGCUGACGCUGUGGGAUGCCAUUUUUGCUCAAGAUCCGACCCUUCAGAACGUGGAAUACGUAUGUUUAGCCAUGCUUUUGCGUCUUCGAGAUCAGUUGAUCAACAAGGAUUACUCGGAGUGUUUAACGACACUGAUGCGAUGUCCCGAGUUGAAAAAUCCUCCAACUUUGGUGGAACAAGCCAAGUAUUUGCAAGACAAUCUUUCGGAAGAGGGCGCCUUGCAGAUUCUACGUCAAAAUGAUAUUCGUGCUGGCAAGGAGCCGCGGUCUUCGUUAAUGGAUGGUGUGGAAGUGGCGACCCCAUCCCACUUGGAACCGCGUACAGCAUCACCGGGACGACUGCUGCAUCGACGCUCUUAUAAUGCAAACUUGGACGGGUUUGCUAAUCUUACUCGAGGAGUCAUGAAAAAUCCUCAAGUAAGAGACUUGAACAAAGCCAUUGCCGGGGUCAUGGAUACAGUGCAGAAAAAUGUGAAUCUGCUGGGAGAUAAUGUCCUUGGGCGAGCUUAUUCCGAUUCUUCUGAUACCUUGACGCGUCGUCGAUCCACGGUAGGAUCGGAAUUCCCUUCGGGAGUGGAUCGACUCGCUUAUCGUCCACCGAUCCACAUUCGCCGUCCGGCCGAUCAAGUCGUGGCGGCUUCCUCUUCUCGAACAGGAACAGAGGAUGAUGAGUUGGCAAAAGUCAAAUCCGUCAACCGACAAAUGGGACAAGUCGUAGCUCAAUGUGUCGACCUUCUCGAAAAGGAACUGUUUCCUUCCCCCGCCACGUCUUCAAAGGCAAGCGAUACUUCCGACCCAGAAGAACAACAAGGUCAUUCUGUAUCAGAGUCCUCACCGUCACCAGAGGAAACAGAGAAACACGAGGGUCAAGAGAAUACAGAGAAUGCGCAGACCAAGUCAAUCGAAAAAUCCGAGGAUCAUCCUGCUUCUGGGACGAAACCUAAUGAAGCUUCUAUUAUUCUGGCGUUGGCGAAUCUGAAGCAUGUGCGCGAUGUCCUUUUGGGAAAACAAGCCCACUUUGACGCGGACAUCAUGGGAGUGCCAUUAAAGACCCAACCAGCUCAACCGUUGACGGAGUGGGACUUUGUGCAUCAUAAUGAAGUGGAAGGAAAGGAGCCAUCUCCACCCCCACCUCCACCAGCAGUUCAAUAUGAAAAAUCGACACCAGUCUCACCCGUUGUUUCCGACAAACCUGAAGUCAAAGCGCCCGUUUCUGUAAAAUAUAUACCCGCCAAUCCUACGCCGCCCAAAUCUCAAGUUCGUUACAGUAUGGAUGAUUUGUUGUCUGAUCCGAAGCUUCAAAGUUCCGGCACCAAGGCGUCACAAAGAGCCAAAUUCCACUGGAUGCUGGAAGACAACGACGAAUCCACGUCGCCCGCAUCAAAGGAUCGACGUUCGUCAUCGUCCACCAACCUGUUCAAGCUCGAUACCGAGACGACUCGACCCAUUGCUCGCAAACGCAGCAGUUUCAUCCACCACCGACCCACAGAAGUCAUUAGUCCGAGUGCGUCACCUAAUCAGUCGACGAUAGAUCCCCUGGAUGCCAAAAAUGUUGAUAAACGCAGAGUCUAUGAGCAUGACAUCUUUUAAUUAUUUUCACAAUAAAUAAUAUCGACUUUCAAUGUUGUUUCCAAC
Messenger RNA from Radiomyces spectabilis, 2667 nucleotides. RefSeq names its product rab-GTPase-TBC domain-containing protein. NCBI's taxonomy places the organism in Eukaryota, Fungi, Mucoromycota, Mucoromycetes, Mucorales, Radiomycetaceae. The coding region runs from base 85 to 2622 and encodes 845 amino acids. The record is from RefSeq and is a predicted model, not a curated record. The transcript is spliced from 11 exons. Gene Ontology annotation, molecular function: GTPase activator activity. Gene Ontology annotation, biological process: activation of GTPase activity.